AUGAGUUACUGGGAAUGUAAUUACAUCUUUAGAACUAAGUAUUUUGAACAUAUUAAACUGUACACAAGAUACCUCGACGAUAUAUUUAUCGUAUGGGAUGAGAAUAAGGAUAUGUUGGAAUCAUUUUUAGGGUAUAUUAAUAAUACGCAACAGCAGUCAGUACUGCGGAGUCAGGAACAGCAGCAACAGUUAGUAAAGAGGAGUAAGGAACAACAGCAGCAGUUAGUACACAGGAGUAAGGAACAGCAGCAACAGUCAGUACAGAGGAGUAAGGAACAGCAGCAACAGUCAGUACAGAGGAGUAAGGAACAGCAGCAACAGUUAGUACAGAGGAGUAAGGAACAGCAGCAAAAGUCAGUACAGAGGAGUAAGGAACAGCAGCAACAGUUAGUACAGAGGAGUAAGGAACAACAGCAGCAGUUAGUACAGAGGAGUAAGGAACAGCAGCAACAGUCAGUACAGAGGAGUAAGGAACAGCAGCAACAGUCAGUACAGAGGAGUAAGGAACAGCAGCAACAGUUAGUACAGAGGAGUAAGGAACAGCAGCAAAAGUCAGUACAGAGGAGUAAGGAACAGCAGCAACAGUUAGUACAGAGGAGUAAGGAACAACAGCAGCAGUUAGUACAGAGGAGUAAGGAACAGCAGCAACAGUUAGUACAGAGGAGUAAGGAACAGCAGCAGCAGUUAGUACAGAGGAGUAAGGAACAACAGCAAACGUUAGUACAGAGGAGUAAGGAACAACAGCAGCAGUUAGUACAGAGGAGUAAGGAACAACAGCAACAGUCAGUACAGAGGAGUAAGGAACAGCAGCAGCAGUUAGUACAGAGGAGUAAGGAACAGCAGCAAAAGUCAGUACAGAGGAGUAAGGAACAGCAGCAACAGUUAGUACAGAGGAGUAAGGAACAACAGCAGCAGUUAGUACACAGGAGUAAGGAACAACAGCAACAGUUAGUACAGAGGAGUAAGGAACAACAGCAGCAGUUAGUACAGAGGAGUAAGGAACAACAGCAACAGUCAGUACAGAGGAGUAAGGAACAGCAGCAACAGUUAGUACAGAGGAGUAAGGAACAGCAGCAAAAGUCAGUACAGAGGAGUAAGGAACAGCAGCAACAGUUAGUACAGAGGAGUAAGGAACAACAGCAGCAGUUAGUACACAGGAGUAAGGAACAGCAGCAACAGUCAGUACAGAGGAGUAAGGAACAGCAGCAACAGUCAGUACAGAGGAGUAAGGAACAGCAGCAACAGUUAGUACAGAGGAGUAAGGAACAGCAGCAAAAGUCAGUACAGAGGAGUAAGGAACAGCAGCAACAGUUAGUACAGAGGAGUAAGGAACAACAGCAGCAGUUAGUACAGAGGAGUAAGGAACAGCAGCAACAGUUAGUACAGAGGAGUAAGGAACAGCAGCAGCAGUUAGUACAGAGGAGUAAGGAACAACAGCAACAGUUAGUACAGAGGAGUAAGGAACAACAGCAGCAGUUAGUACAGAGGAGUAAGGAACAACAGCAACAGUCAGUACAGAGGAGUAAGGAACAGCAGCAGCAGUUAGUACAGAGGAGUAAGGAACAGCAGCAACAGUCAGUACAGAGGAGUAAGGAACAGCAGCAACAGUCAGUACAGAGGAGUAAGGAACAACAGCAGCAGUCAGUACAGAGGAGUAAGGAACAGCAGCAACAGUCAGUACAGAGGAGUAAGGAACAGCAGCAACAGUCAGUACAGAGGAGUAAGGAACAACAGCAGCAGUCAGUACAGAGGAGUAAGGAACAGCAGCAACAGUCAGUACAGAGGAGUAAGGAACAGCAGCAGCAGUUAGUACAGAGGAGUAAGGAACAGCAGCAGCAGUUAGUACAGAGGAGUAAGGAACAACAGCAACAGUUAGUACAGAGGAGUAAGGAACAACAGCAGCAGUUAGUACAGAGGAGUAAGGAACAACAGCAGCAGCAGUUAUUACAGAGGAGUAAGGAACAGCAGCAGCAGUUAGUACAGAGGAGUAAGGAACAACAGCAACAGUUAGUACAGAGGAGUAAGGAACAGCAGCAAAAGUCAGUACAGAGGAGUAAGGAACAGCAGCAACAGUUAGUACAGAGGAGUAAGGAACAACAGCAGCAGUUAGUACAGAGGAGUAAGGAACAGCAGCAGUUAGUACAGAGGAGUAAGGAACAACAGCAGCAGUUAGUACAGAGGAGUAAGGAACAACAGCAGCAGUUAGUACAGAGGAGUAAGGAACAACAGCAACAGUCAGUACAGAGGAGUAAGGAACAGCAGCAGCAGUUAGUACAGAGGAGUGAGGAACAGCAGCAAAAGUCAGUACAGAGGAGUAAGGAACAGCAGCAACAGUUAGUACAGAGGAGUAAGGAACAACAGCAGCAGUUAGUACACAGGAGUAAGGAACAACAGCAACAGUUAGUACAGAGGAGUAAGGAACAACAGCAGCAGUUAGUACAGAGGAGUAAGGAACAACAGCAACAGUCAGUACAGAGGAGUAAGGAACAGCAGCAACAGAGUAAGGAACAGCAGCAACAGUCAGUACAGAGGAGUAAGGAACAGCAGCAACAGUCAGUACAGAGGAGUAAGGAACAGCAGCAACAGUUAGUACAGAGGAGUAAGGAACAGCAGCAAAAGUCAGUACAGAGGAGUAAGGAACAGCAGCAACAGUUAGUACAGAGGAGUAAGGAACAACAGCAGCAGUUAGUACAGAGGAGUAAGGAACAGCAGCAACAGUUAGUACAGAGGAGUAAGGAACAGCAGCAGCAGUUAGUACAGAGGAGUAAGGAACAACAGCAACAGUUAGUACAGAGGAGUAAGGAACAACAGCAGCAGUUAGUACAGAGGAGUAAGGAACAACAGCAACAGUCAGUACAGAGGAGUAAGGAACAGCAGCAGCAGUUAGUACAGAGGAGUAAGGAACAGCAGCAACAGUCAGUACAGAGGAGUAAGGAACAGCAGCAACAGUCAGUACAGAGGAGUAAGGAACAACAGCAGCAGUCAGUACAGAGGAGUAAGGAACAGCAACAGUCAGUACAGAGGAGUAAGGAACAGCAGCAACAGUCAGUACAGAGGAGUAAGGAACAACAGCAGCAGUCAGUACAGAGGAGUAAGGAACAGCAGCAACAGUCAGUACAGAGGAGUAAGGAACAGCAGCAGUUAGUACAGAGGAGUAAGGAACAGCAGCAGCAGUUAGUACAGAGGAGUAAGGAACAACAGCAACAGUUAGUACAGAGGAGUAAGGAACAACAGCAGCAGUUAGUACAGAGGAGUAAGGAACAACAGCAGCAGCAGUUAUUACAGAGGAGUAAGGAACAGCAGCAGCAGUUAGUACAGAGGAGUAAGGAACAACAGCAACAGUUAGUACAGAGGAGUAAGGAACAACAGCAGCAGUUAGUACAGAGGAGUAAGGAACAACAGCAGCAGUUAGUACAGAGGAGUAAGGAACAGCAGCAGCAGUUAGUACCGAGGAGUAAGGAACAACAGCAACAGUUAGUACAGAGGAGUAAGGAACAACAGCAGCAGUUAGUACAGAGGAGUAAGGAACAGCAGCAGCAGUUAGUACAGAGGAGUAAGGAACAACAGCAGCAGUUAAUACAGAGGAGUAAGGAACAACAGCAGCAGUUAGUACAGAGGAGUAAGGAACAGCAGCAACAGUUAGUACAGAGGAGUAAGGAACAGCAGCAACAGUUAGUACAGAGGAGUAAGGAACAGCAGCAGCACUCAAUAUGGAGGAGUAAGAAAAAGCAUCAGCAGUCAAUAUGGAGGAGUAAGGAACAACAGCAGCAGUCAGUACAGAGGAGUAAGGAACAGCAGCAGCAGUCAGUACAGAGGAGUAAGGAACAACAGCAGCAGUUAGUACAGAGGAGUAAGGAACAGCAGCAACAGUUAGUACAGAUGAGUAAGGAACAGCAGCAGCAGUCAAUAUGGAGGAGUAAGGAGCAGCAACAGUCAGUAUGGAGGAGUCAGGAACAGCAUCAGCAGUCAGUAUGGAGGAGUCAGGAACAGCAUCAGCAGUCAAUAUGGAGGAGUAAGGAGCAGCAGCAGUCAGUAUGGAGGAGUAAGGAGCAGCAACAGACAGUAUGGAGGAGUCAGGAACAGCAUCAGCAGUCAGUAUGGAGGAGUCCGGAACAGCAUCAGCAGUCAAUAUGGAGCAGCAGUCAGUACGGAGGGGUAAGGAACAGCAUCAGCAGUCAAUGUGGAGGAGUAAGGAGCAGCAGCAGUCAGUACGGAGGGGUAAGGAACAGCAGCAGCAGUCAGUAUGGAGGAGUAACGAACAGCAGCAGCAGUCAGUAUGGAGCAGCAGUCAGUAUGGAGGGGUAA
Messenger RNA from Protopterus annectens (West African lungfish), 4305 nucleotides. RefSeq names its product trichohyalin-like. The transcript has 3 exons. The record is from RefSeq and is a predicted model, not a curated record. NCBI's taxonomy places the organism in Eukaryota, Metazoa, Chordata, Ceratodontiformes, Protopteridae. Bases 1 to 4305 code for a protein of 1434 amino acids.